AUGUUGACGAUACACAUUGAUGUUAACGUUGAUGAUAACGUUGACAAUAAUGGUGAUGAUGAUGAUCCAGAUACAGUGAUACUUGUUAAUGAAAAUGUUAGAUCAGAUGAAGAAAUCGAGAAAGAAAUUUAA
This is a messenger RNA of Entrophospora sp. SA101, 132 nucleotides long. NCBI's taxonomy places the organism in Eukaryota, Fungi, Glomeromycota, Glomeromycetes, Entrophosporales, Entrophosporaceae. The record is from the annotation of a GenBank genome assembly.